AUGCUUUACAGCAAACAUUUUGAAAGCACAUGUUUUAAUGAGAAGAAAUUGUUCAGAACAGCUGUACCUGGUGUUCAAUGCUAUAAGGAUACAACAAUUUCUAAUCUGCCAGAUCAACCUGCCAUAUUUGAACCUAUUGCUAGUUCAUCCAGAGUAUAUCCUUUAAGAGAUCAUAAUCCAAACAUUAUUGCUCCAACCAAUGAUUCAGAAAUGUUUGUGUAUGAGUCUUCAAAACAAGAAGGUGAUCAGAAAAACAAAAUACUAUCUGCUUUGAUUAAGGAGGUCUUAAAUUCUUGCUUUGAUGCUGGACUUAAUAUAUGCGCUUCAGUUUGUGACUUGGAUGGUGUCAACAAUAAAGCUCUAGAUCUGUUAGGAGCUUCUGUAGAGAAUCCCUGCAUAGAAACAACAAACAAGGAAUUGGAAUCACUAAAUGGAGCCACAUCAGGCAAUUCUAGAAUGACUUAA
This is a messenger RNA of Parnassius apollo (apollo), 465 nucleotides long. The record is from the annotation of a GenBank genome assembly. Lineage: Eukaryota; Metazoa; Arthropoda; Insecta; Lepidoptera; Papilionidae.